Patella vulgata (common limpet) is the source of this 1875-nucleotide messenger RNA. RefSeq names its product thyrotroph embryonic factor. Gene Ontology annotation, cellular component: nucleus. The record is from RefSeq and is a predicted model, not a curated record. Gene Ontology annotation, molecular function: DNA-binding transcription factor activity, RNA polymerase II-specific; RNA polymerase II cis-regulatory region sequence-specific DNA binding. NCBI's taxonomy places the organism in Eukaryota, Metazoa, Mollusca, Gastropoda, Patellidae. The transcript is spliced from 5 exons. The coding region runs from base 126 to 995 and encodes 289 amino acids. Gene Ontology annotation, biological process: regulation of transcription by RNA polymerase II.
CACGGGAAUUAUCAGUGCGCAGGCGAAUCCACUAAUGAUUAUUUUCUGGUAUAUGGUGAUAUUUCAUAUGUGUUAAACAUACAUUGUGAUUAUAUUUCAUUUUAAAGUGACAACGUUGUUCCAAAAUGAUGAACUAUGGAUCUAGCGGUGUGACUCUAAAAGCCUUACUUGAGGAUCCUAACCUCCAAAAUCCCCCGCUUCUCAGUUCAAAUGGAAAAGAUAAAAAGAAGGGAGAACAAGGAGCACAGUAUGAUUUUGGUUCAGCUUUUCUUGGGCCAAACUUGUGGGAUAAAACAUACAAUGAUCCAGAUUUUAACUUGGAGUACAUGGAUUUGGACGAGUUCUUGCAUGAAAAUGGAAUCCCCUUAGGAGAUGAGGAACUGGCAGCACUGGCCGAUUCCAGUGCAAAGAUGCAGAAUCGGUCUCCAGCCCAAAUGUCACCUAAACAAAUAUCAACUCCUCCUCUUAACAUACAGCCACGGUUCUCUCCUAGCCCAAUACAGACCACACAACAUCUUCCUCAAUCUACAACUUCAUCAGUGAUGGGAUCUCCAUGUCAUUCUAAUCCUCCUCCAUCACCUCCAGCUAUAUCACCAGCCUGCGUGUCUCCUCCACACAGCCCAGUCGUAGCUGAUGUACCGUUCAACGUAAGCCCCCAGGAUUUACAGUUAGUGACUGUCCCAGGUCAAGAAAUGUUUGAUCCCCGUAAACGUGCAUUUACUGAAGAAGAACUGAAACCCCAACCUCUCAUUAAAAAGUCAAAGAAGGUAUUUGUACAAGAUGAAAGAAAGGAUGAUAAAUAUUGGGCUCGUAGAAAUAAAAACAACACAGCCGCCAAACGGUCAAGAGAUGCCCGUAGACUGAAGGAGAACCAGAUUGCUAUGAGGGCAGCAUUUUUGGAAAAAGAGAAUAACAUAAUGAAAGCAGAAAUGGAAAAAUUGAAGAAAGAGAACCAUCACUUGAAGCACAGAUUGACAAAAUAUGAAACAAGUUAAAUGUUUUAUGUUUGGUGUACAUCCUCAUUACUGUUCCUCACAUCACUCUAUAUUUGACACGUAUUGAGGUCUAGUAAUUUAUUAAUAUUGUCAUUCAUUAUUACAAGUAUAGGUUCUAUGAAAUUGGAAAAAUAGUAGAAACAUAAAGAAGGCAAUUUUCACUCACAUUUUCCUUAUCACCGUAUUUUAAUAUGAUAUAAAUAUGUAUCGUAUGAUCAUAAUUCAUUAAAUUAUACAUAUCCAAUAAUGUGUACUGAAAAAAAUAACAUUGUAAAUUAUGCAUGAGAUUUUUCAUACACUCAGUUUUUAAAAUACGGUUUAUGAAUUUGUUGCAUGUGGAUUUUAUCCAGUGAAAAAUAUGAUAUUUAUCUUAAAUGAACAUCUAAAUUUGAAUUACCGGUAAUUGUGGUAUGGAUAUAGUUUAUAUACCAAUGUGUAUGCUCAAAGUAAUCAUCAGUCACUCAACAAUGACCUAUGAAAGUAUAUGUCACAUCUGUAUGUCUGUUGAUUUAGUUAUUGCGUUUCAGUGAUGUCUCGUAUAAUUCUGUACUUAAUAGUACAGUAUGAUUAGUACUAUAUAUGUUCAGACAGAGAUACUACAACAUUUAUAUAAUAGCUGUGUUUAUAUCGCAUCAAGGUCAGGUUAUUUAGUGCUGUAUUUCUUGGCUUGACAACAUAAAUAAUGACAGUGUAUCAGUUCUUGGUGUAAAUGCAGCUAUUGUUAUGGGUUAAUUCUCAACAAUAUAUUACUGAUAUUUAAAGAUGGCCAUAUGUCAACCUUAAAGGACAAUAUUGGUGCCAGUCAUUAUCACAUAUGUGAUAGAGCUGGUUAAACACAUUCCAAAUAUAAUUUUAACACAGAGAUCAUUGCUACGAUAGC